Messenger RNA from Trichoderma asperellum CBS 433.97, 834 nucleotides. RefSeq lists its product as uncharacterized. The record is from RefSeq and is a predicted model, not a curated record. Lineage: Eukaryota; Fungi; Ascomycota; Sordariomycetes; Hypocreales; Hypocreaceae.
AUGGCGUCCACCGCGAAAUACCAGCCCGCCGCCCAGCAGGAGCCCGACGACGACUACACCCACGCACCGCCCGCGUACGGCACCGCAGCUGAGUCGUCGUCGGCGCACGAUCCUGGCUUGUUUGCCCAGCCGCGCAGCAGCGAUGACAACAUCCCCGACGACUUCAAGUUUGGAGGCUCUGUCGCUGAAGCCACAGUCGAUAUCCGCAACCAAUUCGUCCGCAAGGUCUACAGCAUUCUCACCGUCCAGCUCAUCGCUACCGCAGCCCUGGGUUCCGUCAGCUUCUUCAGCGAUGCAUACAAGAACUGGAUCCAAAGCCACCCGGGCCUUGUCUGGGCAUCGCUCUUCGGCGCCAUGAUCUUCAUGGGUCUCACCUACUGGAAGCGCAAGUCCUACCCGACCAAUCUCCUCUUCCUCUCCCUCUUCACCCUCACCGAAGCCUACUCAAUCUCCGUCAUCGUCUCGUUCUACAACACCCGAAUCGUCCUCAGCGCAACCAUCAUCACCGCCGGCAUCUUCGUCUUCCUCACGGCUUUCGCCAGCCAGUCCAAGUACGACUUCACAUCAUGGAUGCCCUACCUCUUCGGAGCCCUCUGGGGCCUCGUCAUCUUCGGCUUCAUGGCCAUGUUCUUCCCUUACAGCUCCACCGGCGAGCUCAUCUACGGCGGACUCGCAGCCCUCAUCUUCAGCGGCUACAUCCUCGUCGAUACGCAGAUGAUUAUGCGCCACCACCACGUUGAGGAGGAGAUUGCCGCCGCCAUCAGCCUGUACCUAGAUAUCAUCAACCUGUUCCUCGCCAUUCUGCGUAUUCUCAACAGCCAGUCUAACAACUAA